ACUAAAUAGUCUCCUUACACUCAGACACAAUAAAGUUAGAAGCCGGGUCGCUUGGAGGCGCAAAAGCAAGUUGCUGCAACUGCUCAUUCACUCGGAUUUAAACGGGAUCUACGAGAAACAAAUGUGGGAUUUGUUUUGCCUCGCAGAGACACGCAGUUUUUAUGUGAACGCACUUUUUAGAUUGUUUUCGCCGCUUCUCUCUGGAUAUAUGCAUUCAUUAAGCACUCCAAAUAAGUUAAGGUGACCACCAGGGACUAAGCCUGGGCACGUUGGACAGCUUGGACUGUUUCCAAGGCAAGAAAGGAAUAAGAUUGCAAAAGACGGCGACUCCCUUUUGGCGUGAGCAUGUGGGGGAUGAUGGUGUCGCUGACUUGGGCAGCCCUGCUCCUCCUAUCCGGACUGCUCGCUCCGCCGUGCGUGGUGCGCGGCUUCGGAGAUGAAGUGGAGGAGAUGACCUGCGACCCCAUCCGGAUCGGCAUGUGCCAGGGCUUGGGAUACAACGUCACCAAGAUGCCCAAUCUGGUGGGCAACGUGCUCCAGUCUGACGCCGAACUGCAGUUGACCACGUUCACGCCCCUCAUACAGUACGGCUGCUCCAGCCAGCUCAAGUUCUUCCUGUGCUCGGUGUAUGUGCCAAUGUGCACGGACAAAGUGCCAAUUCCUAUUGGUCCAUGUGGCAGCAUGUGUUUGUCGGUCAAGAGAAAAUGCCUGCCAGUACUUCAUGAGUUUGGCUUCAUUUGGCCAGAGGUGCUGAACUGCAGCCUUUUCCCACCUCAGAAUGACCACAACCACAUGUGCAUGGAGGGCCCAGGGGACGAGGAGCCGCCCUAUUACCGCCAUCCUCCACACCAGGAAGAGUGCCAGGCCCUCGGAUCUGCACCCGACCAGUACACCUGGCUGAAGCAGACGGAUAGCUGUGUUCUUCAGUGCGGCUACGACAGCGGGCUGUACAGGCGCGGGGCCAAAGUCUUCACAGAUGCUUGGAUGGCAGUGUGGGCUGUCUUGUGCUUCCUCUCGACCACUUUGACAGUCCUAACCUUUCUUUUGGAUUCCCAACGAUUCUCCUACCCAGAGAGGCCCAUCAUCUUCCUGUCCAUGUGCUGCAAUUUGUACAGUGUAGCCUACUUGGCACGGUUGACUUUGGGAAGGGAACGUGUGUCGUGUGACCUGGAUGCCACUGAAGUUCCUAUUCUAGUGCAGGAAGGUCUAAAGAGCACUGGAUGUGCCAUUGUCUUCCUCCUGCUCUACUUCUUUGGCAUGGCCUCCUCUCUCUGGUGGGUGAUUCUGACCCUGACUUGGUUCUUGGCUGCAGGAUUAAAGUGGGGCCACGAGGCAAUUGAAAUGCAUAGUUCCUACUUCCACAUAGCUGCCUGGGCUAUUCCAGCUGUUAAAACCAUUGUCAUUCUUAUAAUGAGAUUGGUGGAUGCAGAUGAUUUGACUGGCCUUUGCUAUGUUGGCAACCUACAGCAGGAGGCACUCACAGGCUUUGUAGUGGCACCGCUAGCUGCCUACCUUCUUAUAGGUACCCUGUUCAUCUGUGCUGGCCUAGUAGCUCUUUUCAAGAUCCGUUCCAAUUUGCAAAAGGAUGGUGCCAAGACAGACAAGCUUGAGCGUUUAAUGGUGAAAAUUGGAGUGUUUUCCGUGCUCUACACAGUUCCAGCAUCCACUGUGAUCGGAUGUUACCUCUACCAACUAUCUCAUUGGGCAGAAUUCAAAGCAACCGCACAAGACUCAUACGUUGCAUCAGAGAUGCUUCGAAUCUUUAUGUCACUACUCGUAGGAAUUACCUCGGGCAUGUGGAUCUGGUCAGCAAAGACCCUUCACACGUGGCAACGCUGCUCCACCCGCUUGCUUAAGGACAGCAGGGUGGGUCGAAGCGGCAAGCGAGGACCAGGCAAGGGCUGGAUUAAACCAGGGACGGGGAAUGAGACCGUAGUGUGAGGUCAAAGAAUGGACAAGACUGGACUUGCUUCUUUAUCUCACAGACAUUCACCCUGACAAAAGAAGGAUGUAAAACAAAACACUGGAUGUGUACUACGCUCGAAAUAUGUGGAAAUCCACAAGGAUGUCUAACGCUGUCUCCUUGACGUUUCCUUUAAGUGUUGGGGUUAAGAGAAAGGGUGGAUUGCUUUAAAAAAAAUAGUAGCAACAGUAGCGUCUUGACCUCUAUUAAGACUUUUUCUAUCAUAGACAGAUGGAGGAAAAGAUGAAAUGUGGAGAAAGAAUGACAGCAGGCUCAUUAAAGAGUUAACAUGAAGAUUUGACAUAAAAUAAGCUGUGUAGUGCCACGUCUACCUCUUCCUCAAAUUUCUGCUCAGCGACUCGGACUGAACUUGCUGGGUGCAAUAACUCCUCAACCUUAAAGGCCUGUGAAGGCCAUUGAUGAGUCCACAUACAGAUGGUUUUCAGAUACCGGGUGAGGUUUCCCAAAGAGCCUUUUGUCUCUCCAUAUACGUAAAAUGACUGGAAAAGACAUAAAAGAUUACAAGCUAGGGACAAAUUUCAAAUUUCCUUCAUUUAAAAAAUGUUUACAUUUACCAACUUUAUUUAACUGACACUUUUAGAAUGUUUUUGAUCGCUACCAGCUUCAAGCUGUCGCAAUGCACUAUACCGUAUUUUCGCGACAGUAGGGCGCACCGUAUUAAAAGGCGCAGGCUCAUUUUCAGGUAAUAUUUUUUAAUUUAACACACACACACAAGAUGCACCGCAUUACUAUUCGCAUGAAAAACAUACGUUAGCAUGCGCGCUAGCAUUUUUUUUUUUUAAAAAGGCAGCAGGAGCAGAAACUGAGUUCAAUUGUACUUUAUUAAAGAAUUUAAGAAAGUACUCCCAUCAAUAUUAAUCAAUCCACAAGUCCAUCAGAGUCCUCAUCUUCUGUUCUUCUGUAUCCGAAUUGAACACGGCAGGUCAACUUUUCUUUAGGCAGCGUCUUCCUCUUAAAAAUUACCAUAGGUGGUAGUUUCCUUCUUGUUUCGCUUAGGUCAGUGGUCCCUUUUUUGCACCAAGGACCCGUGUGAUAUGGGCCUGUUUUUCACGGACCUGCAAUUUGUGGCUGAAAAUUACAUUAAUAAAAAAUAACACAAUGAGGGCUAAAAACAAACAGUAAGUUCUCACCAUCAGCCAAAUCAACGGCAAAUACCCUUGAUUGCAGGCACAAUGAGUUCUUCUCCAAUCGUGAAAGGUUUCUUGGCUUUAGCAAUACGGUUCGUGACGAAGUAUGAUGCUAUCAUUGCAUUCGCUUUUGUUACCUCGUUUGCUAGCUUUUAGCCUCGUAUUAAGCAGAAUGGACUUGGUUGUAGGCUCAUCUUCUGGGUCGGCAGGUGGCCUUUUCUACGUAAAAUAGCUGUCCAAAGACGUCACUGCCUGCAGCACACAGACAUCAGCAGCUAAUGUUACUGUUUACAUUGACUGACGCUGGGCUGCUAUAGGUGUGCAAACACCCCAGUAAUGGCGGCAAACCACUAGAGGGCGACGUACACAAAUCUACUCAGAAUAGGCAAUAGAGUAAAUUGGCAUAUUGAUGUGUCAAGGGGCACAGGCUAGAUUACAGGUCGUUAACAACUAAUUUAUUAUUUCUCUGUGGCCCGGUAGCAAAUGCAACACAGACCGGUACAGGUCCCCAGCGCGCUGGUUGGGGAUCACUGGCGUAGGUGAUAGCCUUGAGUUUGAACUGGGCUUCGUAAACGUGUCUCUUAGUAGUAGAUGCCAUUUAUGAGGGUCCGUCGCCAAACCAAUGUUGUUUAGCCUAACGCAAACACUUGAACGUUACCAUCACACGGAACGUUCUUCCUUUAAGGUUCUCAUGCGGCUCUCACUUACAGUAUGUAUGCCUUAAGGCGCAUCACAUUAUUAGGCGCACCGUCGAUUUUGGAGAAAAUUUUUGACUUUUAAGUGCACCUUAUGGUUGUGAAAAUACGGUAAUUAAAAAUCUAAAGGUGUGCGUCUGCCACAAGUGCAUUCAUUAAAACAGCAGACUGAUUUAAUGAUAACAGAGGCAACAAUGUAAACAUGAUGAUAGGUUGAGUUUAAAUGCUGAGUAUUGCCUUCGUAAUAAAACGCUUCGUCUUGUUUUGUUUUUUUUUUUGUUAGUUUUUUUUUAAUUCUGUAUUGGUAACAGGGAUAGUUAAAUCGCAACCAGACUACUUAGGCCAACAGCAAGAAAUAAUAAUAAUAACUAUAGUAAUAAUAAUAAUUGUAUUUCAACUGAAGUCAACCCUUUCGUCGCCUAACCAUCAAAAAAUUACAUUUCACCAAGAUUUCAGCAUAUAGUUAAUUGUUUGCAUUAUAAAACAAGUCUUAAAGUGGUUUACUGAGCGAUUUGUGUGUGUGGAUGUGAGAAGCUGGGACCCUGCGCGCUGAUGUCAUGUUAUCUUUAUGGAGCCAUCUUGUUUUCAAUUAUGUGUCCAGCCUCCUUGAAAACCAAGGACUAUAUGCUCACAGGUUAAUGGGAAGUCCAGGAAAUUAAAAAGCUGGCUUUUCCAAACAUUAGCCAGAAUGCAAUGUUAUUUGACAAUCACUUGCCAAAAGACACAACAUUCAAUAUUAUGAAGCAGUAGUAAAUGCAUACUCUAAUGUAGCUGUACAUUUCAACAUGUACAGUAGAUGAGGAGCCAAGUCCACCUUCUACAGACCUUACCUUGAGCUAAAUUGUUAAAACACAAAAUCUCCAAUAUUGUUUCUAAUUUGCCUUUUCAGGAUCAUUUGAAUCAUCCAUGUUCCACAUAGUAUGUAGAAAAACAAAACCAUAAUUAUCGCCAUCCCAGACAAUCAAGCCACUCCAAGGGAAAAAUGUUAGUAAAUGCAUUCUAGAACUGAAAAAUUAACAAUUCACAAGUACCUCGCUCAUCAUGUCUUCCUGUAGCAUUCAUCAACGUGGACAGGCUUAUUUUGUUUGAACGACAAUCUUGUAAAGUGCUUGCGUUUCAGUGAGUCUUUGAAUGUAUGUUUGUAAUGUGUGUCACAUUUAGUUCUCGCACAAAUGAGAGUGAAUUGUGGGGAUCUCAAGUACGCAAUGGCCUAUGAUACAAGAAUUCAAUGUGUCAUGUGAAACCAGAUAGUGCCUCACAGUGCUGUCACUUUUUUUUUAAGAUGAACUCACCUAUAGAGGUAGGCAAAGGUAUCUAUUUACAGGCUUGUGUUGUGUCUUUGACUACCUAGGGAAAUAAGACCUUGUAGAUAUUUCUAUAUGUGAGAAGCCCAGAGCUGCCAUCAGUGGUCCUCGAAGCAGCAUACCUUGGCACCCUGAUUAAAUUUCCAAAGUCAAACAAACAUUACAUUGAGCUAAAGUGAAUUAAGCUAAGCUCUGACCACCGUCCGACUGAGCUAAUGCAGUUUCCCUUUUCUCAUAACGUUUGGCGGCCACCACCCAUAUGACCACACUUUGCCUCCCAUGACGGUUUAAACAAUAACAGAAUAGUUAGCGUAAGUUACUUUGACGCAGGCGAUGUUUAAAUUAAAAUGAAAUCACUAGCAACAUGAUAUUUUCAUCAUGUUAGGAUGCUCUGAUUUGAAUCAGUUUUGUUCACCAGUGCUGACCUCAGCCUGUAAGAUCUAAGAAGUCUUGAGAGAUCAUCAGUGUAUUAUAGGAAAAAAAUGUUAAUUUAUCCUCGUUGAAAGUGACAGAAUUUUUAAAACUUGUUUGUUAUUUAAAUUACACUUUUGUAUCAGAAGAUAAAUAAAAAGUUUUGGAUACCAAAAUGUUAUGCUCUGAGUGUUUGUGGAUGCAAUUUGCAGUAAUAUAAAGGUCACAGUCAUGUAUUUUGUACAUAGAGAAUACAGUGAGGUAUACAAGUAUAAGAAAUAUAAUUAAUAAUGAAAAGUGGGAUUUUCAAAAUUUUUCUUCUUAGAAAAUUUGGGAGGUGUCUGAAAUUUCCAUCUUUGGUGCAUUUCUACUGUGAGAGAGAACAAGAAAAGCAUUUGGAAAUUUUAUUGUAUGAUAUUCACGAAAUUUGCUUGUACUUUAUUGCAACUCAUACAGUGAGGAAAAUAAGUAUUUACACACCUUGCGAUUUUGCAAAUUUCCCCGCUUAGAAAUGAUGGGCGGGUUGAAAUUUUCAUUGUAGGUGCUUGUCCACUGUGAGAGACAAUCAAAAAAAAAAAAAAAAAAAAAAAAAUCACAGAGUAUGAUUUUUAUAACAGUUUUUUUGUACAAUACAGCUGCAAAUAAGUAUUUGAACACCUGAGAACAUCCAAUGUUAAUAUUUGGUACAGUAGCCUUUGAUUACAAUUACAAAGGCCAAACGUAUCCUGUAACUUUUCACCAGGUUUCCACAGACUGCAGCAGGGAUUUUGCACCACAUAGAAAUUCUCUAGAUCAAUCAGGGUUUUGGGCUGUCACUGGGAAACACGGAGUUUGAGCUUCCUCCAAAUAUUUUCUAUUGGGUUUAGAUCUGGACACUGGCCAAGCCCGUCCAGAACCUUGAUAAAUUCUUUAAAAAGCCACUCCUUGGUUAUUCUGGCUGUCUGCUUCGGGCCAAAGGGAAGAAUGUUAUUUCCCAAAAUCUCACAAUACGUGGCCCUGGUAAUCCUCUACUUAAUACAGUGCAGUCGUUUAGUCCCAUAUGCAGAAAAAAAACCCAAAGCAUGGUGCUACCACCUCUAUGCUUCAUAGCAAGGAUGGUGUUCUUGGGAUGGUACUCAUCAUUUUAAUUCCCCCAAACACUAUGAGUGGAACUAAGACCAAAAAGUUCUAUUUUGACCUUAUAUGACCACAUGACUUUCUCCCAUGACUCCUCUGGAUCAUCCAAAUUGUCAUUGGCAAACUUAAAAUGGGCCUGGACAUGUGCUGGUUUAAGCAGGGAAACCUUUCGUGCCAUGCAUGAUUUUAAACUACGAAGUCUUAGUGCAUUACCAACAGUUACCUUGGAAAUGGUGGUUCCCGUUCCUUUCGGGUCAUUCACCAUUCUUAGGAUCAUUGAGACCCUAUGAGGUAUAUCUUGCAUGGAGUCUCAAUCCAAGGGAGAUUGACAGUCAUGUUUAGCUUCUUCCAUUUUCUAAUUCCGGUAAUUGCUCCAACGGUGGAUCUUAUAUCACCAAACUGCUUGGCAAUUGCCCUGUAACCCUGUCCAGCCUUGUAGAAGUUUACAAUUCUGUCUCUGGUGUCUUUGGACAGCUCUUUGGUCUUGACCAUGUUAGGAAUUGGAGUCUUCCUGAUUGUAUGGGGUGGACAGGUGUUUAUAUGCAGCUAACUGCCUCAAACAGGUCAAAAAGUCCACCUCCACUCCACUUUUUUGUUGGACUUUUUAAAGGCGACUAGCAGGUCUUUUAGCCUCACAAUUCUAGAUAAUCGGUGUUCAAAUACUGAUUUGCAGCAAUAUAAUACAUAUAAAUUGACAUAAAAAUAAUACACUGUGAUUUCUGGAUUUUUUUUAGUUUGUCUCUCACAGUGGACAAGCACCUACCAUGAAAAUUUCAAACCCACCCAUAAUUUUUAAGUGGGAGAAUUUGCAAAAUCUCAGGGUGUUCAUCACUGUAUAUAGGUGAACACCUGCCCAGUUUUGUCACUAAUGCGUUCCAAAGUAACUCUUUAUUGUAAUUUGAUUACUUUUUUUUCCCAGUAACGGUGUACCGCAAGCAACACGUCACUUCCGCUCAUUAAUAUUCAUGACAUUGGCUACUGUUGUUAAGUAGGGACAAGCCACCGGUUGUCCCUAAUAGGAAAUGAAUGGAAAUUGUGUACAAAGGAGAUGUUUACAGAGCUAAACCUACCAAUUCUCUCCGAAAAUGAUGUGCCUGGUGCCAAAUUCACUGGUAAAGAUGUGGAUGAACAUCUGUUCAGUUAAAGAGAUGGCUUGGGUGUCGAAGGUUGAAAAAGACGAAAAAAAAAACGAGCCGACCUAAACAUAGCCUUAGCUUUUUUAUCGAGGCGACUGACAAUGACAUUCUCCUGUUUCAACAAGCUAUCCUUUACCAUCAGCCCUGUCUUUCUUAUAUAUCCUCUGGUUGUCCUACAUCUCUUACCGUUCUUGGGGGUAAUUUAGUUAGCUUUGUGUAGCGAUCGCAAAUGCUACUCAGUGACAGCCAACGAAC
This is a messenger RNA of Corythoichthys intestinalis (scribbled pipefish), 8028 nucleotides long. RefSeq names its product frizzled class receptor 4 (gene fzd4). Gene Ontology annotation, biological process: canonical Wnt signaling pathway; non-canonical Wnt signaling pathway; retina vasculature morphogenesis in camera-type eye. The coding region runs from base 346 to 1941 and encodes 531 amino acids. The transcript has 6 exons. Gene Ontology annotation, cellular component: plasma membrane. The record is from RefSeq and is a predicted model, not a curated record. Lineage: Eukaryota; Metazoa; Chordata; Actinopteri; Syngnathiformes; Syngnathidae. Gene Ontology annotation, molecular function: Wnt receptor activity; Wnt-protein binding.